UGGCCGCGAAAUCGUACUUGCUGGGUGAUUUCAUUAAAAAAAUAUAUUUUUAUUUCAGUAAAUGUUGAAGAAUGUGGUGAAAUGAUGGCUGCUGAUCAACCACUGUGCUGCGGAAAGUGCUGGCAGCACUGCCGCUGUGCCCUGUCACCAACACAAUGAAGUGGUGUAAUUGAACAUUGUGUUUAUUUACAUUCGCUUGAUUAGCUGUGUUUUGUUAUGGGUGGACCACGGUGUUCGGGAAGAAAUAUCGGUUCCUUUUCUGUGUCGUGAUCUGAGCUGUUCCGCAGUACCUGUCCGGAGGUGGUUGUACUUUUAUCAGCUUCGUUGCCGCUGUUCGUCUAGCGGCGAAAGUGUUUUGCGAAGGGUGAAACAAAUAUGUCCCACGGUAUCGUUUGAAACUUCGUCGUACAAAACACCGAACCAAACGACAGCAAUACUAAAGGUGCAGCAUUCAGUGUGCAGAGUUGAGACCAAGUCCUAAGCUUUGUUUCGAUCCAGAAAGUAGCGGCAAACCAGCAAAACCCACCCAGUGGAAGCGGAAAGUCAACAAGUGUUGGUGUGCACCAGAAAACAGUUCCAUCCCGCGGAUCGCACCAUGCACAAAGCAACGUACAGUGUUACCUUCGUUCGCCAUGGCGAAAGCGAAUGGAAUAAGAUGAACCUUUUCUGCGGCUGGCACGACGUAGGCCUCAGCGAGGAAGGUGAAUGGGACGCCCUGGAAGUGUCGGCCGCCGCACUGAAGCGAGAAACCAUGUGUUUCGAUAUCGCAUUCACUUCCUGCCUGCGCCGUGCUAACCAAACGUUGGACAUUAUCCUGAAGGAGCUGAACCUGAGCGAAAUUCCGGUCCGGCAGCUGUGGCGCCUAAACGAACGUCACUACGGUGCACUGACCGGUUUCAACAAACGGCAGAUGGCCGAUAUCUACGGUGAGGAACAGGUGCAGGUGUGGCGCCGUAGUUUCAACGUACCACCACCGGCCAUCGAACCGACCAAUCCGUAUUACCAUGCAAUCAAGAGCAAUCCCCGGUUGCGGCACAUCAACGAGAAUGAUUUCCCAUCGACCGAGACACUCGAAACAACCAUGGAGCGGGUCGUGCCAGAGUGGACGGACUCCAUCAUACCGGAGGUUCGCGCUGGCAAGCGUGUGCUAGUGGUGGCGCACGGUACCAGCUUGCGUGGUUUGGUAAAGCACAUUCAAGAUAUUUCAGACGCAGAUAUCAUGAAGUUCAACCUGCCGAACAGUAUUCCGUUCAUCAUCGACUUCGACGAAUCGAUGAAGAUGGUUGGUGGCAUCCGGUUCCUGGCGAACGACGAAACGGUACUAAAGGCAAUGGAGAAGGUGGCCUCGAUCGGUGGCAAGUAGGUGGCAAUGAUGUCUUCCCAUUGCACAACCCUUUUAGCCAUUAGCCAUUGGCUCCGAUUUGUCCGGUGCUACUCUACCUCAUACGUGAGCCUGCUUCCCAAACAGUGAAGACGGUUGUUUUACUUCUCCCGAAAGGGUUUAAUAAGAUUUAAGGAUUAUUUUCUUUUUUUUUUGCUUAGUUUUUAUGUGCAUCUAAACGUACACUGUUUUUUUUCAUGUUUUGUGUGUGUGUGUAUUUUAGGAGAGAAAAAAAAGCUAAACCCCGCUGUAGAUGUGUUAUGUUGUAUGGAGAGGAUCGAUAUGGUACACAUGAAGAGAUACCAAUGUUAGGAAAAGUAAUUUUGAACACUUUUUAAUUGAACGUUAUCGAAUUGAUCGCAUCCAUUGCAUCCGUGCAAUUGGAGAUUAUAUUGUUUCACAUUACUUUCGUCCGUUAGGUUUAAGCGUGCGUGAAAGUGCAGGAGUAUUACUGUAUCGUAUUUUACAUCGAUACACAGCCCCGUUUUACAGUGAUUUAUAAUCAUGUAAUGGUCCCCGAUAAGAUUUCGUAACGCGUGUAUUCAUGUGUGCAGAAACGUAAAAUAAAUCAUUUGUAAACUAA
This is a messenger RNA of Anopheles funestus (African malaria mosquito), 1964 nucleotides long. RefSeq names its product 2,3-bisphosphoglycerate-dependent phosphoglycerate mutase-like. Bases 596 to 1363 code for a protein of 255 amino acids. Gene Ontology annotation, molecular function: intramolecular phosphotransferase activity. Lineage: Eukaryota; Metazoa; Arthropoda; Insecta; Diptera; Culicidae. Gene Ontology annotation, biological process: glycolytic process. The transcript has 4 exons. The record is from RefSeq and is a predicted model, not a curated record.